This is a messenger RNA of Phragmites australis (common reed), 1375 nucleotides long. RefSeq names its product tubby-like F-box protein 9. The transcript is spliced from 4 exons. The record is from RefSeq and is a predicted model, not a curated record. The coding region runs from base 118 to 1200 and encodes 360 amino acids. Lineage: Eukaryota; Viridiplantae; Streptophyta; Magnoliopsida; Poales; Poaceae. Gene Ontology annotation, molecular function: protein binding.
ACGUGCGGUGCAACAGAAUCUCAGAUUUCAGUCCGUUUGUUUCCGCUAUCCCAUCCCUUUUCGUGGAUUCCGUAUCUCCAUUCAGUCCCAUCUCCCGCCGGCGACUCGCGAAUCGCGAUGGCCCCGUGCCGCCGCGCCGCCGCCGCUCCCUCGGAAUCCGCGCGGCCGCUCGCCGGCUGCGGCAACGCGAGGGUCUCGCCGGAGAUCUCAGCGGAACAGGUGGCCGACGAGGGGAGGUGGUCCGCGCUGGUGCCCGAGCUGCUCGCCGACAUCCUGCGGCGCGUGCACGCCGGCGCCGAGAGGUGGCCGCGGCGGCGCGACGUGGUGGCCUGCGCCUGCGUCUGCCGCAGGUGGCGCGACGCGACCGUCGCCCUGGUGCGGCCGCCGCUCGAGUGGGGGGGGAUCACCUUCCUCUCCUCGCUGAAGCAGCCUGGACCAAGGGAUGAGCCAAUAAAGUGUUUCAUCAAGAGGAACAAGAAAAAUUCAAUUUUUUACCUCUAUCUCAGCUUAACACAAGCCCUAACAGAUCAAGGAAAGUUUCUGUUGGCAGCUCGUAGGAUCAGGUGUGGGUUGCGCAUGGAAUAUAUCAUCUCUAUUCACUCAGAUGAUUUCGCUCAUAGAAGUCAUGUCGGAAAGCUAAAGUCUGACUUCACGAGAACAAAGUUUGCCAUUUAUGACAGACAGACACUAUAUGAAGGCUCUAAGGUCUCAAGCAGGAGAUCCAGUAGCUGGUUUGCGAGAAAACAAAAAAACCCUUUUGUUUCCACUGACAAUGUUGAAGUCGGACGAGUAUCCUAUGAGUACAACCUUCUCAAAUCAAGAGGACCCCGAAAAAUACAGUGCAGCAUACAGUGCCCUGUCCAUGAGGGUACUGCAAUAGAUCAAGAAGAGGCAAAACAACCCAGCGCCCCUAGACCUUUGGUUCUGAACAACAAAAUACCACGGUGGCAUGAGCAUCUGCAGUGCUGGUGCUUGAAUUUUCAUGGUCGGGUUAUGGUUGCCUCUGUGAAGAACUUUCAACUUGUUGCUCCAGUGGGCACCGGGGAGCCAUGGGGUGUUCGGGAUGAUGAGACAGUGAUACUUCAGUUCGGAAAAAUUGGGGAGGACAUUUUUACAAUGGACUAUCAGCAGCCUCUGUCUGCAUUCCAGGCGUUUGCGAUCUGCCUCACCAGUUUUGGGUCAAAGUUGGCUUGUGAAUAGGCAGCCCGAUGUACUUAUCAUCCUUCUUCUGUAGCCAUCGCAUGAACUAGGAUAUCUGUUGAUCCUGGAGGAAGGGUAAAUGAUGGUACCCGUAAUUGUAUCUCCAUCAGUCCGUUGUAGCAAACAUGCUCGUCUAUUCUGGCGAGAGUGACCCGAAUAAUCAGUUUUAAUGUAA